GUAAAAGGAAAUAUCCAUUACGAAUUGUGUGUCCCUCUCGGAAAAAGUGGGAAGCUUGGGCCAAUUCCAAUUCCGGGUUCGCCCGCUCUGACCCUCUCGGCUGCUCACCACUCCGACCACCUCACUGGCGGAGCUCUCCCAAACCUACGAUUUUAACUCCGAUUCGGGCGGUGGUCUCGACUGUUGAUUUCCCUCUUGUGAUUAUGCAUGAGCUACUGCUCUUCGCCUCGGUCCCCGCGCACCAGCACCAUGAGCUGCUACAACAGCUGGCCGGGUUGACGGCCAUGCAACCCCGUCACCGCUUAGAGAGGCGUCUGAUCUUCAAGGCCUAUCGGAAACCAGGGCUGAUCAAUACCCGUGUGGGUGCCAGUCAAGACUUGCAAGGCAAUGAAAUGCAGCGUCUGAAUAAGAUGCUGAACGGUGGCAUGUUCUAUACACAAGUGGUCGGGCCUGUUUCCGAGACCGACUUUGGUGCCCAAUCUUCCGCUGCGUCGUCAUCUGGUGAUCCUGAUGCGCCCAUGUCGGGAACUGAUUCUGGUGGAAAAUUUGAGCACCGUUCCUACAAUUAUGAGAAUCAACCCUGGAAGCUGGAAUUUAGAGAUAUCCCCGAGGCGGGGACUCGCUCCGCCGUUACCACCCGGCUGAUGGCCAGCGCUAGCUUGCCCAAGGGGGAUAUCACCACCCCGAUGAACGCCUGGGGUUAUAGCUUUGUCACGGAGUACGUGGUAGAGGGGGAUGUCUUUAUUUUGAAUGAUAUCGUCAUCUACCUACAUCGAGUUCUGCAUUAUCCUGCAGACAGCCCUGAAUCACAUGAACCGCGGCGACAGUUACCUCCGUUUCAGCAGAUGUCUCCGCUGGAAAAAACCGGAAGCUAUGUCUUGCAGGCCUCUAUUGCUGUCCAGGAUGGAGGUAACCAAGAGAUGAUGAAGACCGCAUCGCAGCAUCUAUUUGGACUCCGUGAACAGCUGAAGUCGGCCGUCCGGCUGGAACAGGCGGAUCGACUUUCCUUGGACACACGAGCGAAGUAAUCGGAUAGACGUCCUUUUUGAUUCUUAGGUUUGCUUAAUAUAUACCCCGGGCAGCGCUUCCGUAGAUAAAUCCCUUAAUGCAAAUUACAAACCCCUGUGUAUUCCGACUUGGCCCUUCGGGCGCCCCAUGUUGCAUUAGGGAGCUGCAUACUUGUUAAAUCAUGUCGCAUCCAAGGUACGAUUCGCAUGAUUUUAAUGAUCGGUGUUGGUGUUGCCCAGGAGGGCAGCACCGAUUCGCUUGCGGGCGGAGUAUGAAGGGGGAUGUGCAGAAUGCUAUACGCCUCGCUUCACAAAUUCACUAGGAGUAUACACAUUGUCUUCGUACAAAGUAUGUCUUCCGUGAAGAUCAACGCUGGGACCGGAAAAUACGACGCAUACAUGCAUUCCAAUGGUCAAAACACUAGGACCGAGCUCUCAACACAAGUGUAAG
Aspergillus pseudonomiae is the source of this 1458-nucleotide messenger RNA. Its product is annotated as mediator of RNA polymerase II transcription subunit 18. The transcript is spliced from 2 exons. The record is from RefSeq and is a predicted model, not a curated record. Bases 204 to 1028 code for a protein of 274 amino acids. Gene Ontology annotation, biological process: regulation of transcription by RNA polymerase II; termination of RNA polymerase II transcription. NCBI's taxonomy places the organism in Eukaryota, Fungi, Ascomycota, Eurotiomycetes, Eurotiales, Aspergillaceae. Gene Ontology annotation, cellular component: core mediator complex; mediator complex. Gene Ontology annotation, molecular function: transcription coregulator activity.